Messenger RNA from Solanum tuberosum (potato), 603 nucleotides. RefSeq lists its product as uncharacterized. The transcript has a single exon. The coding region runs from base 102 to 485 and encodes 127 amino acids. Lineage: Eukaryota; Viridiplantae; Streptophyta; Magnoliopsida; Solanales; Solanaceae. The record is from RefSeq and is a predicted model, not a curated record.
GUAAUUUGCAUUACACAGCACUUACUUGGUCAACUCUUCUAUCUCCUUAUAUAUUAGUUCUCAAUUCUCUUAGAAUUAUUCGAUCAAAAACAAAACAAAUAAUGGCUUAUUCUGACCAAAUUAGCCUCAACAAAAGUAUAAGCCAUGCCAAUUCCACAUCCAUAUUCAGUCAGGCCCGCCGUAAAUUAUCAUUUCGACGAAAGAAGUUACCGGUAAUUCAGCUCGGAGCUGGAGGGAAGAAGCACCGGCGAAGAUUCCUUCUAUUGAGGAUUUUCCGACGAGUCCGAAUAUUAAAGGGGCUGAAAUUGCACUACUCAAAUAUGGCGAAGAAAAUAAAAGAAUUUUAUUGGUCAGCGGUAAAUGACAUAUUGGAAGGGAACGAAGCAGUUGAUACAUUUCAUCGAGGGUUUGUAUUGCAGAGCUCUUUUGCUAUUCCAAUGUUGGGCCUUACCCCGAAUGCUUUUUCAAAUCGUAGUGUUAUUUGAUAAAAGUUAAGUAUCUUUCAAAAAUAAUCUAUCUACUUCCGUAAGGUAGGGAUAAGAUCCACAUACAUUUUAUUUUCUAAAUCGCACCUUUGGGGACUAUAUUGGCAAUAUAUGUUGU